AUGGCAGUACAAGUGUUGAAGGCACGUGGAGUACCGGAGGACCACAUUCUUUUCCUCAACAUCAUCGCUAGCCCGGAAGGCGUUAAUAAUUUUGCCACUAAGUUCCCUCGACUGAAAGUUGUCACUGCCUUCAUUGAUCAGGUAUGGUCACCCGGCUUUUGCCCAGAGCAUAGUUGA
Molecule: messenger RNA, 177 nt
Organism: Metarhizium brunneum ARSEF 3297
Lineage: Eukaryota; Fungi; Ascomycota; Sordariomycetes; Hypocreales; Clavicipitaceae
Gene: FUR1
Product: Uracil phosphoribosyltransferase
Cellular component (GO): cytoplasm
Source: RefSeq, a predicted model, not a curated record